UAGAGGCUGUUAAAAAUUCCCAUAAAACAACCUUUUGUUGUACUUUCGGCACGUUCCUGCCUAAAACGUAAUAUGUCAGACCGUUCUUUUCCUACCGGUUAUUCUUGUAGUGUCGCGCGUGAGUGCGCGUGAACGCGUGAAGAACACUGAAGAAGAAUACGAUACCCGCCUCACAAUUUUCAUUGGUCCAGCAUGUCCGCCAAUGAGUAAGCUGCGCAUAAGGCAGCACGAGCCACGGCAGCGUCGGGACGCUGACGCCGACGCCGUCACCGUCCCUGUCCGCAGCAUGUGUCUGGUAGCGUCCAGCUACUGCACUGUAUGCGAUAAAACAUAAAGAAACCAUUUUACCCUCCACAUAGAGCAUUCGAUCGAUACUUCCUUCGUUGCCAGAGACAUAACUGUAAACAGGAUGUCGUGGUUACUAAGGAUAUUACCAGGGCAACCAAGAAUAUCACCAGGGUAUUAAAGGAUAUCCUCAAGUCACUAGUAAGCAUUCUUAUUAACAGCAUAAAACAUAUAAUGCUAACAGAUAAAAAUAUCCUGAGUACAGUAUCUUUACAGCGACGUGCUUACGAGCGUCAUCGAUCAAGAGUUAAGAAUGCUACGUCGACGGUGGAUGUACAACCCCCUCCAGGGAGACCACACGUUAUUUUCGACGCGAAAAGGAAUCAGCUCGAAAGUGGAAGACAGGCUGAGAUACUGAGGGAGAAUUUUAUUCUUCUGAAGAAACUUCAUAACAUCAUGCACAGACGUGAAGUUAACGACCUUUCCAGACAGAAAUCAGGUUGUGUUAGAACACGAUAAUCAUUGUUAUAGGCAUUGCAAUUGGAUACAACUAACGUGAAUUCUCGAUUGAUGUCAUCAAGCAAUGAAUAAAUAAAAUUGACAUA
This is a messenger RNA of Cephus cinctus (wheat stem sawfly), 890 nucleotides long. RefSeq lists its product as uncharacterized. The record is from RefSeq and is a predicted model, not a curated record. The transcript is spliced from 2 exons. The coding region runs from base 520 to 804 and encodes 94 amino acids. Lineage: Eukaryota; Metazoa; Arthropoda; Insecta; Hymenoptera; Cephidae.